AUGUCUUUCUCUAAAACUCCUUUUUCUCAAUUGAUUUUAGUCAUUCUUUUGUCCUUUUCAACUAUUAUUCACAGUACUAUCAUAGAAACAAAAUGUUUACAAAACAAAACUAGUGUUCCCGGACUGAUUGUGUUUGGGGACUCCAUACUAGAUACAGGUAAUAAUGACUACAUUAUGACUGCAAUGAAAUGUAAUUUUCAACCAUAUGGUAAAGAUUUUGGUGGAGGAAAUCAACCAACUGGGAGGUUCAGCAAUGGUUUAAUCCCUUCAGAUUUCAUUGCUGAAAAAUUACAUCUCAAGAAGCUUUUGCCUCCUUAUCUUGAUCCAAAUUUGAAACGUAAAGAUCUUCUCACAGGUGUUUGCUUUGCAUCUGGUUCCAGUGGAUAUGAUCCUCUAACUUCUAAACUAGCAUUAGUGCUAUCAUUAUCAGAUCAACUAUUCAAAUUCAUGGAAUACAAAACCAAGAUACAUGACUUUGUUGGUGAAAAAAGAGCAACAACAAUUAUAUCGAAAAGCAUAUACAUCUUGAGCUCAGGCAGCAACGAUAUUGCCAAUAAUUUCUUUGCGUUACCAUUUAGGAGACUACAGUAUAAUAUUGAAACUUACACAGAUUUCUUGGUUUCAGAAGCUACCAAAUUCUUACAAGAUCUUUAUGGACUUGGAGCUAGAAAGAUUGGAGUACUUGGUUUGCCAAAUUUAGGGUGUGUGCCUUCUCAAAGAACACUCAAAGGAGGAUUUCUCAGGACAUGUUCAGAUCCUGAAAACCAGGCUGCAAUGCUCUUUAACAAGAAGCUAUCUUCCCAAUUAGAUAUCCUCGGGAAAAAAUUUCCUGAUGCUAAAUUUGUCUACAUUGAUAUUUACAGUAUAUUAUCGGAUAUGGUUCAAAAUCCUACUAAAUAUGGUUUUGAAGUAGCAGAUAAAGGAUGUUGUGGCACGGGAGAUCUUGAAGUAGGGCUUCUGUGUAACCCUCUUUCCUUGGGGAUAUGUUCAAACAGGUCAAAUUACAUAUUUUGGGACAGUUUCCAUCCUACGGAAAAGGCAUACAAUAUUAUUUCUACUGAAGUGUUUGAUAAAAACGUCAAUAAAUUCUUCUAA
This is a messenger RNA of Vigna radiata var. radiata (mung bean), 1095 nucleotides long. Its product is annotated as GDSL esterase/lipase EXL3-like. Bases 1 to 1095 code for a protein of 364 amino acids. The transcript is spliced from 5 exons. The record is from RefSeq and is a predicted model, not a curated record. NCBI's taxonomy places the organism in Eukaryota, Viridiplantae, Streptophyta, Magnoliopsida, Fabales, Fabaceae. Gene Ontology annotation, cellular component: extracellular region. Gene Ontology annotation, molecular function: lipase activity. Gene Ontology annotation, biological process: lipid metabolic process.